AACACGGACACCGCUGAACGUUCCGCCUGGUGAUCUGUCAGUGCGACACACGUAACGUAAGCUAAGGAAUACGAUAAGGAAGCAUUAAACCGGCAACCUUCCACGGCGAUGUGAACGACGGUGCGUUGGCCUUGAACCACCUCCUGAGUGACGUGUCCCCAUCCAAAGACAUGGCAGAGCAAGACACAGAUCACCACCACAAAGCAGAAGGCAAGGAAGAAGAAACACAGCCCGCAAACAUGGAUCAUGUCUCACCAUUUGAUGAGAGCAAACAGAAGGAGACUGAUAUUGCUCUGAAUCUAAAGCAGCAGCUCUCAGAUGAUUCAGCUGCAUCAUCUGCACCCAUGGGCAGUGAGACAAACGACAGUGGUAAAGACAUGGAGCAGCAUGAUGUUAAAAAAGAAUCCUCACCUUCAGAUGAGGACAUGAUGCUGAACAUUAAGGAGAAAAGCACCCUGCCUCAGGCUGAUGAAGAAAGUCAUGGUGAUUACAACACAGAGAAACGAAGAAAUGAGCAACUCAACAUGACAGCUGAGGAGAUUUCCAAAGACUCUUCAGCUCCAGAUGUGAACACAGUGCUGAAUGUGAAGGAGAACAGCCCCGCACUUCAGGCUGAUGAAGAAAGUCAUGGUGAUUAUAGCACAGAGAAACCAAGAAAUGAGCAACCGACCGUGACAGCUGAGAUUUCUGAAGAACCUUCAGCUCCAGAUGAGGACACAAAGCUGAAUAUGAAGGAGAACAGCACCCCACUCCAGGCUGAUGAAAGAAGUCAUGGUGAUUACAGCACAGGGAAACCAAGAAAUGAGCAACCGAACAUGGCAGCUGAAAAGAUUUCCAGAGGGCAUCACAGUGGGGAGGAGAAAGAACCAGAAACAACCAGCUCACCAACCCUGGGUGACAGAAGUGACCGAGUAGAUGGACCUGAUAAAGAAAUCCCAGACACUGACAACACAAAUGCUGAGGCUGGAGAGAAAGAUGGAAGCUGUCCAGAGGAGGUUGUAGCUCCUGAGGAAGAAGAGGAGAAAACGUCCUUCCCACAGGCACAGACACGUGUUGAAACAAUUGGUCCUACCAUUCAGGAGGCCGCUGAUGCCGAACCUGCAGUUCCAGUGGUUCAGAGAGCUCUUGGAGGAAAUGGUAUGUACCUGCUAGCAGGUGUACUGGUAUUAGUUGCCAUCCUGAUGUCACCUCUCCUCCACCCCGAGUCUCCACCUCAGAAGGACGACGUGCGGCAAAUAGACAUCUUCCUCAGGCAGCUGGAAAAAGUUAAGACUCAGUUUCCUAACCAGCGUGCUGAGCUCUGGAACAGGAGCAAGAUCCACCUGCUGAGGCACCUCCAGACAGCCCAGCCCACAGAGCCAGUCAGUCUGAUCCUGACUGCAGGCCACAGAGCCGAGAAGACACUGCACUGCCUGGCUCAGAGCCUGGCCUCCGCCUUCUCUUCUGCCCUCAACGCCUCCGUCCUCCACAUCGAUGGUGCCAGCAAAGCCAGCCAGGACAGCGACCAGGUCAAACUGGACAUCGACAGCAAGUUGCAGGGAGCUUUCGAAGGAGACAAACCUGUGGCUGUCAUUAACCGCUUCGAGGAGCUGCCUCCGGGCUCCACCCUUAUUUUUUACCGCUACUGUGACCAUGAGAAUGCUGCCUACAAGAAAACUUGUCUGAUCUUCACAGUACUGCUGGGGGAGGAGGAGGAGAUUCCUGCCGAGACUCGUUUGAGUACUGUGGAGGAAAUGGUGGACGACCAUCUUCAGAAGAAGUUCCUCUCUGAUGAAUAUCCAGUAUCUUUUGACAAGAUGGACAUUGACAAGUACGGUGGACUGUGGAGUCGUAUUUCUCACCUCAUCCUGCCCGUGGCAGCAGACGGAAGGAUAGAACAUGAAGGGUGCUCGGGGACAUAAAUAAUUACUGUUGAACUUUUAGCUUAAGCACUAAACUACUGGCUGUCUAUCAGAUUUUUUAUUUGGUGACUUAAGUCAUUCUGGGGCUUGUAGCAGUGGUUUUUAAAGACCCAAAGGUUUCUUACAUACACUGUAAUGAAGCUCUCUGCAGAUGAAGGUAUCAUGUAGAAAUUAGACUUUUAAAGGAACACUUCACCCCUCAUAAGACCAUUUGUACAUCAGAUUCUCUCCUCAAGUUACACUGAAUUUGUGAAGAAAACUUUGCUUUUCUUGCAUGCCUUAUUAGGGAACAGAAUCUAAAACUGGAGAAAAUUCUAGGGCCACAUUAAACAACAGUAAAACUAUAUUAAAACAUCAAUUUGCAAACUCUCACACAACUUGUGCAGUAUAAUCCAAGUCUCAUUCAUCGAGUCAUGUGCUCACUGCUUCCUUAACACAUUCAUUUUCGCUAAAAUCUUACUAUUUAAAACUGAAGUCAAACUUAUCUGUGCUCUCGUCAAAGCCAGACUCCAAAAACAAAACAUAAUCUUGGCUGUUUCCCAACUGGUGGGUCCAGGUCCAAAAGUGGGUCGCGGGUCCAUUCUGAGUGGACUGCAAGUGACUCAUGCAAGUAUCAAGUUUAUAUAAAACACACUUUAUUCUGACUUACAGUGAAUUUCAAGCGCAGAGAUUUUAUUUUGAAAUGUUGUUUCCUGCUGUAAAGUGAUUGACUAAUGGACAGCUACUUGACAGAGAGAGCAGAGUAGCUCGCAGACAUGGCCAGACGCCAGUAUGACGCUGAAUAGAUUAAACUGUGUGGACCAUGAACUAAUGACUUCGGAGAAAUCUGGAUCCCGUGGCUGGACCGGUUGGUACCACUGUUUUAAAGGGUUAGUUCAGCUUCAACAAAGUCCGAGCUACUAAGUUUUGCUCACAAAUUCAACAUAACAUGGGCUGUUUAGCUGAUAUACAAAUGGUCAUUUGGGGGGUGAAGUAUCCAUUUAAGAUUAUGCUAUGGAAUGUUUGUCAAAAAAAAAAAAAUUGUUGAUAAUGACUGGUCAUUAUGAAAAAACUUUGCCCGUGGUGCUUUAUUGUUGAAGCAUCCUGAUCAAAUGUAAUUGUGGAUAACUGCAAGAUGUAAAGUGAUGCGACUCGGGGCAUUGUGGAUUUUACAUCACAGAGCAACAAGACAGCUUUUCUUUUGGUAUCACAGCACAGGGUUUAUUACUUUUAUGACAAAUGUCUUUUCUGCGAUUUUCAAACCCACACGGCACCACAUGCCUUAACAGAACUUCCUGUGUUCCUUUUUACAUACAUGUAUCACACUACAGGCAGGGGUUUGAUGGAAAUAAGUGCAUACAUUGAAUGUGCCUUAAAGUACAAAUAAACAUGUAAAUUCAAAUUUA
Epinephelus moara (kelp grouper) is the source of this 3286-nucleotide messenger RNA. RefSeq names its product torsin-1A-interacting protein 2-like. Gene Ontology annotation, molecular function: ATPase activator activity. Gene Ontology annotation, cellular component: membrane. The record is from RefSeq and is a predicted model, not a curated record. NCBI's taxonomy places the organism in Eukaryota, Metazoa, Chordata, Actinopteri, Perciformes, Serranidae. The transcript has 10 exons. Bases 171 to 1901 code for a protein of 576 amino acids. Gene Ontology annotation, biological process: membrane organization.